Pseudoliparis swirei is the source of this 2442-nucleotide messenger RNA. RefSeq names its product paired box 3b (gene pax3b). The record is from RefSeq and is a predicted model, not a curated record. The transcript is spliced from 9 exons. Gene Ontology annotation, molecular function: RNA polymerase II cis-regulatory region sequence-specific DNA binding; DNA-binding transcription factor activity, RNA polymerase II-specific. NCBI's taxonomy places the organism in Eukaryota, Metazoa, Chordata, Actinopteri, Perciformes, Liparidae. The coding region runs from base 380 to 1840 and encodes 486 amino acids. Gene Ontology annotation, biological process: anatomical structure development; regulation of transcription by RNA polymerase II.
CUGACGGGCUCCUCUCACUUUGAACCGGUGUCAAACAAACAACAACAACAAUACUCUCCGGUCCCCGGCGAGGAGGACACACGCCGGCGAGUGAAACCAAAACAAACCGAGGAGACGGAGGCACUAACUUCUCUUCUUCUUCUUCUUCGUCUUCUUCGUCCCGUUGGACUCCCCAGAAGGUCGCGGUCCUCCCGGGACUCUGGAGCCCGCGAGCGGCUAACUGAGGCUAACCUUUGACAUCUUUUAUUUUUGCUUUUUUCACGGGGCAGUUUUCUUUUCUUUUCUUACUGCGGGGGGAACUCCCUCUCUCUCUCCCUCCCUCCCCUCCCCUCCUCUCCCCCCUCGGAGGUGUCCGUAGUCACCCCGGGGUGUUGGAGGUAUGACUGCGUUGGCGGGGUCGAUACCCAUGAUGAUGCGACCCACGCUGGCUCAGAACUACCCCCGCAGUGGCUUCCCCCUGGAAGUGUCCACCCCGUUGGGUCAAGGCCGCGUGAACCAGCUCGGGGGAGUCUUCAUCAACGGCAGACCCCUGCCCAACCACAUCCGACAUAAGAUCGUGGAGAUGGCGCACCACGGCAUCAGGCCGUGCGUCAUCUCCCGGCAGCUGCGGGUCUCCCACGGCUGCGUGUCCAAGAUCCUGUGCCGGUACCAGGAGACGGGCUCCAUCAGACCCGGGGCCAUCGGGGGCAGCAAGCCCAAGCAGGGAACAAUGCCGGACAUAGAGAAGAGAAUAGAAGAAUACAAGCGGGAACAUCCGGGUAUGUUUAGCUGGGAGAUUCGGGAUAAAUUACUGAAGGAUGGGAUAUGUGACCGCAACUCCGUCCCUUCAGUAAGCUCCAUCAGUCGCACCAUGAGGAGUAAGUUCGGGGGCCGAGGCGACGAAGAGGAGGACGAAGAGGAGCUGGAGAGGAAGGAGUCGGAGGAGAACGACCGCAGGGCGAAGCACAGCAUCGAGGGCAUCCUGGGGGACAGAUCGAGUCACUCCGACGAGGGCUCGGACGUGGAGUCGGAGCCCGACCUGCCGCUGAAGAGGAAGCAGCGGCGCAGUCGCACCACCUUCACGGCGGAGCAGCUGGAGGAGCUGGAGCGGGCCUUCGAGAGGACCCACUACCCCGACAUCUACACCCGCGAGGAGCUGGCCCAGAGGGCCAAGCUCACCGAGGCCCGGGUCCAGGUUUGGUUCAGCAACAGGCGGGCGCGGUGGAGGAAGCAGGCGGGCGCCAGUCAACUGAUGGCGUUCAACCACCUGAUCCCGGGGGGGUUCCCCCCCUCCGCCAUGUCCGGCAUCGCCCCCUACCAGCUGUCCGACAGCCCCUACCCCUCCUCCAUCGCUCAAGUGUCGGAGGCCCCCAGCACGUUGCAUCGGCCCCAGCCCCUCCCUCCCUCCUCGGGCCACCAGGCCGGCGGCGGCGGGCAGGUGGAAGGAGGCUCCGCCUACUGCCUCGCCUCCGGACGCCACUCCUUCUCGGGCUACUCAGACGGCUUCGUGGGCGCCGGGGGGGCGGCCAACGCCAUGAACCCCGCCCUGGGGAACGGACUCUCCCCUCAGGUGAUGGGCCUGCUGAACCCGGGCGGCGUGCCCCACCAGCCCCAGAGCGACUACGCCCUCUCCCCGCUGACGGGCGGCCUGGAGCCCCCCGCCGGCUGCAGCCAGCGCCUGGACCACCUGAAGGGGCUGGAGGGGCUGGGCAGCGUGCCCUCCAUGGCCGCCCUGCCCUCGCUGCCCGGCUCGCAGUCCUACUGCCCCGCCUCCUACAGCUCGCCGGGCUACACCGUGGACCACGUGGCGUCGUACCAGUACGGCCAGUACGGACAAAGUAAGGUGCCAUUUCUUAUCUGAGGCCGGAGAUCACCUGACCUGACGGACAGCGAGAGGAAACCGCCUUUUUUAUUUGUAUUUUUUUAAUGAUAUAUAUCUGGACCAAAUUUUUUAUUUUUCUACCGUUUCCAGGGACACAUUCUCUCUCUCUCUCGUGUUUAUUUUGUUUUAUUUUGUAUUAUUAUUGUUAUUAUUAUUAUUGUUAUUAUUAUUAUUAUUCAUUUUUGAUGGAGAAAUGGACAAAAAGAGAAGAAGGAGAAGAAGGGACCACAAGGAGGAAUAUCAGACCAAAAAAUUGUUGAGAGGAGGUCGGACCAGCAAAGCUCCGCCCCCAUCGAGGCACCUCCCACAAAAAGGUCGCUUUAGUGGGGGGGGGGGGAAGCUUUGUUUAUUUGUUUUUAUUUGUGUUUUUAUUUGUGCAUUUAUUGUAGAUCUCUGCGUCCCACGCAUGGGGAGAAAUUCCAGAAACUCUUAAUGUACACCACAGCUGUCCUGAAGCGAAGUCCAUUCAAACAUUCCUACGACCCCCCCCCCCUUUCUCCCUCUCUCUUUCCAUCUCAUUGAUGUUCCUGGACGGUGAGGCGGGCAGGACCCCGGCGGCCUUUUGUAGUUUCAAGAGAGGG